AUGCCGCCUCAGCCGGCUCAUCAUCAUCACUCGAGGUAUUCUGCCUUCGGUUCUCAUCAAACUGCCAGAGGAAAACCUGUUGAUCGAAACUUGCUGGAAUCCAUCCCAUCCAUGGACAAACUCUCGUACUACGAUGCUCCCGUCUCUCCUUCCUCCUCUUCUUCCACGUCAUCCGACGAUUCUAUCGAAACUGCGCCUCGUAACAUCCUUAGCAACUCGGGUAACAAGCUCAAUUCCCAUGCCAAAUUCAUGCGCCGAGGCAAGAUGUACGCUUGGGCACCUCAGUACGAAGAUGCCAAAUCUGACAAGCUGGUCCGCAAACGAUUGAAGCUAUGUCUUCAGCAAAUCUUACCCGAAGCCGCUACUGAGGUCGGAGCGCAACCACCUCAGAAUAUCAUCGACGCCGAGCAGAAGAAGAAGAAUCGGAAGAGGAAACGAGGGAAUGAACCUGAUUUUGUUCUACCUCAUCUUCGAAGUCCCUCUCCACCUAUGUCCACUACCAAGCUAGCACCGAUGUUGGCUCUACCCCGUACCUACCUCGAUAUCCUGACCAGUCCAUCGAUGCGACAUACGCUGGGUAACGACAGUAUGGAGACUGGACUCCAGCGGACGGCUGGCGAGCUGUUAGAAGGUGAGAAACCACUUAUGCAAGCUUUGGGUCGAACGAGAGAUAUCGUCAGGCUACUCCAAGCAGACGUACCUGUCGUGCCUAAGACUGAAGUACCUCAAACCAACGGUGAGGAAGAUAUCUCCGCCACCACGAAACCUGAUCAACCUCAACCAUCUACGAGAGAUCCUAAUUACAUCCCACCUCUACCUCAUAUAUCUGAUACCGAUAAUUUAUGGAGAGUAACCCAAGAACUGAUCGGUCCUCCCGCGAAUGGUAAUCCCACUUCACUCCCUCCACCUAACAUAACAUACACAGCCACACCAGCUGAAUCGAUCACUCCCAACAACGCUGAUCCCAAUAGCAAUACUAAUACCACCGAACCUGAACCCGUCCCAACACCAUUGCAGCGUUUAUUCACCUGUCCAGAUGGUAUCACCCUACGAUCCGUACCUAAUCCUGCGCAUCCUGGAUUCCAUUAUCCCCCCGGACACAGCUUACACCCCCAGACUAUCAGGUACAAUUUGGAUAUGACGAACCAAUGCAGAGCGGUUGAUGAUGCUUUGGAGAGGAUUGGUGAACUGUUGGCGGACUGUAAUGAGUAUAAAGAGAGGUUGGAAGAGGCUAGAGAUAGGGUCGCGGAUGUAGCGAGAGUAAGGAAGAAAGUCUGGAACGUAGUCAGAGAAAGAGGUGGUUGGGAGUUGGAUAGACAAGAAUUAGGGAAAGAUGCGUAA
Molecule: messenger RNA, 1341 nt
Organism: Kwoniella mangroviensis CBS 8507
Lineage: Eukaryota; Fungi; Basidiomycota; Tremellomycetes; Tremellales; Cryptococcaceae
Exons: 2
Coding region: 1-1341 (446 amino acids)
Source: RefSeq, a predicted model, not a curated record